Molecule: messenger RNA, 249 nt
Organism: Opisthorchis viverrini
Lineage: Eukaryota; Metazoa; Platyhelminthes; Trematoda; Opisthorchiida; Opisthorchiidae
Exons: 1
Source: RefSeq, a predicted model, not a curated record
AUGUUAGAUGAGGAAAAUUCUGAGGACGAAUUGAACGCAGCGUCGAUAGGCCUGUUUUUAUCUGGGCGGGUUUUGAAAGGAAGAUUUCUGCACCACAUGCGAAGCUCUGGUGAAAGUUGCAUUCUUCCCGGAAGACGGAAACUGCAAAACAUGUACCCUGAGCCGACUUGUAAACCAUUCAUGAUAGCCAUAGAUGAUGGCCAGUUAGCGCAAGCAGACAAAGCGGCAGUAGUGAAACCGAUGCUUCAU